AUGUGCAUCAUGAAGACGUACGAAACUCGCGGCCGAGGCGUUGUAGACCCUCCACCACGUCGCGGAAACUUUACAUCCCACCCUCCUGCCGGCACAAUGCGCUUGCCACGCGAAUGGCGCAGAAGCGAAAGUUACAGCGAUGAUGGACGCGAGCGAGUCGUCGCGUACAGGACUUCACAGCCGCGCGCCAUCGAGUACGUGGAGGAACCGAGGCACAGUACGAGGAGUGUAUCGCGCGUUUAUCAUGAUGAUGCGAGGAAGAGCGUUGAUAGGCGGAGGAGCGUGAGUAGGAGGAGGAUUACGGAUGUGGAUAUGGUGAGAGAUCCGAGGGCGAGUGCCGGCUAUGUGGAUGAGAGGUCGACGAGGAGGAGCCUCUAG
Molecule: messenger RNA, 378 nt
Organism: Dothidotthia symphoricarpi CBS 119687
Lineage: Eukaryota; Fungi; Ascomycota; Dothideomycetes; Pleosporales; Dothidotthiaceae
Exons: 3
Coding region: 1-378 (125 amino acids)
Source: RefSeq, a predicted model, not a curated record